Fraxinus pennsylvanica is the source of this 2517-nucleotide messenger RNA. The record is from the annotation of a GenBank genome assembly. NCBI's taxonomy places the organism in Eukaryota, Viridiplantae, Streptophyta, Magnoliopsida, Lamiales, Oleaceae.
AUGGAAUACCAUUUAGGACUUGGAAAAGAAUCAAGUGAUGGAAAAACAUCUGGGACACCAAAUGAUCGUUCCUCACACCAAGCCGGACAAAAUACAAAGUUAGGGUACAGGUUGAAGUUUGAUAAGCAAGAACGGCAUUUUUAUGAUUUCCAUCCGGAAGUAAUAAAGAAUUUAGACAGCCCGUUAUCAAAAUAUAGGGGGUUCCAUCAAAAGCAACGGGUUGAAAGGAAGGUCCAUCAGACUGAAGAACUUGUUAAGUACAUGUCAAAAUUACCGAGCUUUCUGGAAAGAGGAGAAAACCUCCCAGAAAGGGCUUUCAAUGUUGGGGUCCUUGAAUGGAGCAUUCUUGAGAAUUGGAAUCAUAAUCGGAAGGAGAUUACUGGAGAAAAUGAGGAGCAUGCACCUUCUAGUAGCAAUACCUCACCAAUUUCUUCAAAAAAUGAAGGGAAGUUUCAAGACUGUGAAGCUGGCUCAAUUCAUCCAUUCAAGGUGCAGCAGAGUAUGGUGAGGGCACAUAAGCCUUUUAGCCAAGACACCGAGAACAGACUAAAGGACCGACGAGGUAAAGAACUGGACCCUCAGAGAAAUUCUGAGACGAUGAAAUUGCAACAUUUGGAAAGUCAUAACAUGGCAUCAACUUCGAAAGGAAAGAUGAAGGUUCGACAUGAAGCUAUGACGGGACGAGAGGAAUUAGAAGUUCCAAGUCGUAAUGUUACUGAUCGUUAUUUCACUGAACAAAAGAAAACAGCAAUCCUCUUUCCAAAAGAUGGACCAGAAAAUAGGUUUUCUGCAAUAUCAGAUCCACCCUAUUCAUCAAACGGUGAUGAUCAAAGAUCAAUGGACAUAAAUCGACAGAGCCUUGUUGGAGAAUCUAGUACGAGUGUCUUGCCUGCAGAUGUCCCUCCCAAAGCCAAUAAGAUAGACGAGUGGUUGGACGACUCCCUCUCCGGAAAAAAGUUGUCAGAGACAAAACAGACAGUAUUCUUUCCGGGCAAUAUCUCAUUUAGUCCCUCCAGAGGCAAGAAGCUGGGAGAGGAAAAUUUGGGCCUAAUGUCUAUAAAUGUAACUAAAAAGAAAUCUUCUGAUCAGGAAUUAAACCUGAAAACGGGCAUUUCUGCUGCUGAUAAGGUUAGGAAUCCUUCACCAACUCGUCGAUUUAGCUUUGAAAUGGGCAAGUUGGGCUGCAGUCCAAAAGUGACUUCGGCAAUUCCACAUUCAGGCACCAAAGAUUUUACAGUUAAGUCCGGUUCAGAGGUAACUUGUGAUAAAUCAAAUGAUACUAGCAGAGCAAAAUCCAGUCCUUUGAGAAGGUUACUAGAUCCAUUUUUGAAACCAAAGUUGGGCAACUCCAAUCAUUUUGGUAACUCAUUGGAGAGAGAUUUGUCCACAACAAAUAGGGCUGUCAAAUCAUCCACCAGACGUGGGGAAUCUCCAGCUUCUCAUUUCCUAAAUGUAAAAUUAGAUUUAAAGGGUUGCAAAACAAUAGAUAUUGAUAACCCACAUAAUGAGAAGAAUGGAUCAACAGUUCAAGCUCUCCUACAAGUGGCUUUAAAGAAUGGCCAUCCUUUGUUCACAUUUGCAGUUGACAAUAAUAGAGACAUUUUAGCAGCGACAGUGAAAACAUUAAGUUCGAGAAAAAAUGUGAACAGAUGGAUGUAUACGUUUUUCUCUUACCUGGACAUGAAGGAAAAGAACGGACAUUCGAUUAAUCAAAGAGGUAAAGACAGAUAUCAUGGAUAUAUUCCUAAUGUUGUCGCACAAAUGAGGGUUUCUGAUGUUUUUUCCAGAGAGUUGUUCAGACAGAGUUCUAUUAUUAAAUCUAGCACUAGGGAGUUUGUUUUGUAUUCUGUGGGUACUAGAGAUGUGGAUCAUCAAACAUCGAACAUGUUGCCUAGUAAUGAACUUGCAGCUAUUAUUGUUAAAUUUCCAGGACACGUCGAUAGACAGAUAAACCGGGAUGUCCAGCUGUGUGGUAACUCUAAAGAUGAUGAAAGAAAUCAGUAUUUGGUUCCGAAUGAAGACCUUUUAACUACAACAGUAGUACUUCCUGGUGGUGAUCAUGGACUGCCUGGUAAAGGAGAACCUUCACCACUGAUUAAAAGAUGGAAAUCCGGGGGAUCAUGUGACUGUGGGGGUUGGGACAUGGGCUGUAAAAUACGAGUUCUUGCUAAUCACCAGUCGAGUGAGAAAUGCAGAUCAACUGAAAGAAGAUUCGAGCUUUUCUCUGAGGACGAAAUAACAGAGAAUAAGCCAGUCCUCAGCUUGUCACGGUUCAAGGAUGGGAUAUUCUCAGUCGAGUUUAAUUCAUCACUCAAACUUCUACAAGCGUUCUCCAUUGGAAUAGCCGUUUUUAACAGUAUGAAACCGGCCAUCUACUCAGAACCGAACAACUUGGUUGGAUGCAAGACUUCUGAAGAAACUAUAUCAUCAGAAAACAAUGUGGCAAAAAUUUCCAAGAAAGAAGUUUCUGCAAAAUAUGCCUCAUUUCCACCUCCUUCCCCAGUUGGAAGAGUAUAG